Messenger RNA from Penaeus vannamei (Pacific white shrimp), 1530 nucleotides. Lineage: Eukaryota; Metazoa; Arthropoda; Malacostraca; Decapoda; Penaeidae. The record is from RefSeq and is a predicted model, not a curated record.
AUGAAAAAAGUGACACAGCAGGUCGCCUUCACCUCGCGCCUGCUCACCACCUCCGGAGUCCCAGGCCUCCCCAAGUGGUCUCAGGCCUCUCCAAGUGGCCUAGGCCCCCUCAGUGGUCGCCAGACUCUCCAAGUGGUCCAGCAGACCUUCCAAGUGGUCCAGGCCUCUUCCAAAGUGGUCCCCAGUGCCUCUCCAAGUGGUCCUGCAUUUGGGUCCCACUCCCAAAGUGUCCCUGGCCUUACCAAGUGGUCCCAGGCCUCCCCAAGUGGUCCCAGGCCUCCCCAAGUGGUCCGCCUCCCCAGCUUCCCUAAGUGGUCCCAGGCCUCUCCAAGUGGUCCCCUUCCUCCAAGGGUCCCACCUCCCCAAGUGGUCCAGCAGGUCCGCCCCAGUGGUCAGGCUCACCAAGUGGGUCCGAAGUCCCGGGGUCCCAGGCCUCUAAGUGUCCCAGACCUCUCCAGUGUCCCAGGCCUCUCCAAGUGGUCCCAGGCCCAGCCCCAAAGUGGUCCCAGGCCUCCCAAGUGGUCCCAGGCCUCCAAGUGGUCAACAGUGGUCUCCCCAAGUGGUCCCAAGUGGUCCUCCUUACCACCCCAAGUGGUCCCAGGGUCCUCUACAGAGUGGUCCCAGGCCUCCAAGUGUCUCCAUAAGGGUCCAGACCCCCCAAAAGUGGUCCAGCCUCCCAGAGUGGUCCAGGCUCCCCAAGCCUCCCCAAGUGGUCCCAGACCUCCCCAAGUGGUCCCAGACCUCCCCAAGUGGUCAGCCUCCCAAGUGGUCCUCUACCAGGCCUCCCCAAGUGGUCCCAGGUCUACAAGUGGUCUCCUCCAUAAGUGGUCCCAGGCCUCCAAAGUGGUCCCAGACCUCCGCCAAGUGGUCCCAGGCCUCCGCAGUGGUCCAGAGCCUCCCAAGUGGUCCCGGCCUCCCUUAGUUCCUCCCCAACUGGUCCCAGGCCUUCCCAAGUGGUCCAGGCCUCCCAAGUGGUCCCAGGCUUCCCCAAGUGGUCCCAGGCCUCGCCAAGUGGUCCCAGGCCUUCCCCCAGUGGUCGCCAGGCGCUCCCCACGUGGUCCCAGACCUCCCCAAGUGGCCCAGACCUCCCAGCCUGUCCCAAGGCCCCUAGGUGCUUCCCAAGUGGUCCCAGGCCUCCCCAAGUGGUCCAAAGUGGUCCCCAAGUGGUCCAGCCUCCCCAGUGGUCCCAGGCUUCCCAAGUGGUCCGAGGCCUCCCCAACUGGUCGCAGGCCUCCAAGUGGUCCCACGGCCUCCAAGUCCUCAGACCUCCCCAAGUGUCCCCUCCAAGUGGUCCAGCUCCCCAAAGAUACCUGGUGUAUAAUCCCACGCUGGAAUCCCUGGUAUACCGAACUUCACAUUUUACCCAAUCAGCUUCGAGAGGAUUACAGCUUGGUAUCCCCUGAAACCAACGUUUUCGAAAUAGAGCUCAAUAGAGAGGGUGAGAUAGAGCAAAGUUAUAUGUACAAAGCUUUCGGGUCGUUCAGAUUUGUAUCAGAUUUGUAUACCAUGCGUGAUAUUUUAAAGAGUUGA